CAAUCACCCUGAAAAGGAACAGACAGUCAAAGCCUGUAUGAUCGAGAAUCUAAAAUGACGAGGAAAGUAUCCACGCAUGAGAUUUCCCAACAUGCCAGCGAAGAAGACGUUUGGAUCGUCGUCAAUGGCAAAGUCUACGAUGUGACCAAAUUUGCACCAAACCACCCUGGUGGCGCCGACAUUAUCUACCAUUUUGCCGGUCGGGAUGCAUCGAAACCAUACAAUAGCACUCACUCGCCGUCGUUGAUCAAGGAGCUUGACGAUCAUGUUAUUGGUGAGCUGGACACCAGCACCAUCACGGGAGAAUGGAGCAAAGAGGAAACAGAGCAACGAAAAGCCUUCAACCCGGCCGACGUGACAUACCAAAAACCACUUUUGGAAGAUAUCAUCAAUCUUGACGACUUCGAGCAUGUCGCCAUGAACACCCUCAGCCCAAAGUCGUGGGCAUAUAACAGCGGAGCGGCAAAUGAUAACUUCACGCGAGAUGCAAAUCGGUCUUUUUUCAGAGACAUUUGGUUCCGCCCAGCUAUCAUGCGCAAUGUGUCAAAUGUCAAUCUCAGGUCUACCUUAUUCGGAUGUGACCUCGAUAUCCCCGUCUACAUCUCACCCGUCGGCGCUGCAAAGACGGUAUUCGAAGAGGGCGAGUUGGCACUUGCUCGCGGCGCCGCCAACUCUGGGAUUCCGUAUUGCCUAUCUACGAUGAGCUCGUACUCUUUGUCGGAAAUCCUCGAAGUGACCUCCAAACCAGUGUUCUACCAGCUCUACAUCAACAAAGACCGACCAAAGACGGAAGCGCUUGUUCGUCUAGCGCAGGAGUCGGAUAAGGUUAAGGCACUGUUUGUGACGGCCGAUUUACCUGUCAUGUCGAAGCGAGAGGCAGAUGAACGUAUCAAGCCGGAGGGAAAUGCUGUCCUGGUCAAAGUGACGGAAGGCAGUAAGCAUGUUGGAAAGAAGAGCGCUGGUCUGGCCAAAUCUAAUAGCUCUAUGAUCGACUCUACGCUGAGCUGGAAAGAUCUGAAAUGGCUGAGAAGCAUCACCAAUCUUCCGAUUCUUGUCAAAGGUGUUCAACGUGCCGAGGAUGCUCUGUUGGCGGUGCAAGCUGGAUUUGACGGAAUCGUUAUCAGCAACCAUGGAGGUCGGGCUGCGGAUACGGCUCCACCGGCUAUAUUAAUUCUUCUGGAGAUCCAUCGUUACUGCCCAGAGAUAUUUGGUAAGAUCAAGGUGUUGGUGGAUGGAGGCUUCCGCCGUGGUUCGGAUGUUGUGAAGGCUAUUUGUCUCGGCGCCUCGGCCGUGGGCCUGGGUAGACCAUUCCAGUACGCACUGGGAUAUGGACAGGAGGGGGUGGGGCAUGCGGUUGAAUUACUCAAGGAGGAGAUACAAACAUCCGCGCAGCUGGUGGGUAUGACGGAUUUGAUGCGCGAUGCUUCACCAACGUACCUCAACACGGCAGGAGUGGAACACUUGUUGCCUCCGAACUACAUAUCUAGCCAGAAGGGUUUCCUUCGUCGUCUCAUCAAGUUGUAAAUACUACUACUAGCUCUUAAUCGUGGCUCAUCGUCAUGAAACUGAU
Molecule: messenger RNA, 1570 nt
Organism: Penicillium subrubescens
Lineage: Eukaryota; Fungi; Ascomycota; Eurotiomycetes; Eurotiales; Aspergillaceae
Product: FMN-dependent alpha-hydroxy acid dehydrogenase family protein
Exons: 3
Coding region: 55-1524 (489 amino acids)
Molecular function (GO): oxidoreductase activity
Source: RefSeq, a predicted model, not a curated record